Molecule: messenger RNA, 648 nt
Organism: Aspergillus aculeatinus CBS 121060
Lineage: Eukaryota; Fungi; Ascomycota; Eurotiomycetes; Eurotiales; Aspergillaceae
Exons: 2
Coding region: 1-648 (215 amino acids)
Source: RefSeq, a predicted model, not a curated record
AUGGCCUCCGAAAUCUCCUUCGCCAAAGCCUUCCUCUCCGCUCUGGACAGCCGACCCAUCAAGCUCCGAGCCGACUAUGUCCACGACUGCCCCAACGCCCGCAUACCAAAGAAAGCCCCCGCCGCGGCCGUCCCGGGCUCCUCGAAAUCCAUCACCGUGGUCCUGAAAUCCGCCCGCAACCCGGCGCUGGAACUCCGCCUGCCCAACGUGCCCCUCGCCACGACGACCGCCACCGACCUGAAGGACGCGGCGCGGGCGCGGAUCGUCGACACUGCGAACGCGAAGCCCGCGCUCGAGAAGAUCAAGAUCCUCUACCGCAAGAAGCCCGUCACGGGGAACAAGACGCUGGCGGAGAUGUUGAGCGAGGAGCCGGCGUUGUUGGUCGGCGGGAAGGAGGUGGAGGUUGCGGUUAUGGUGCUCGGGGGUGGGAGGGUUGUUGCCGAGGGUGAAGGACAAGGAGAACACGAGGGUGAUACGGCAGCGGAGCCGGUUAGCAAGCCGGCGGUUGGGCCGAGUGGGGAGGAGGUGGUCAAGACGGAGGCGUUUUGGGAGGAUUUGCAGGGGUUCUUGGAGCAGAGGGUGAAGGAUGCGGAGGAGGCGAGAAGGUUGAGGGGGCUGUUUCGCGAGGCGUGGGAGGGGAGCAAGUGA